GUACAAGAGAACCAUCUCAGGAGUGGGUUGACCAUCUUGUUGUACGGCAUGUAAAAACAAAAAACCCGCCCAGCUGAGGUAGUAGAGUGACUGAUUGAAAACUCACUGGCGAGUCAUUUCGGGGAGAAGGAAAAGUCUCGGUCCGAUGACGUACUUCCGAGUGCGGUGUGUCGUUGCUAGGCGGGAGUUUUGAAUCCAUCUGAGAGGCGAGCCUUCGGUCCAUUGCUGAAGCAGUGAGUUUUUAGUAGGAACCUGAAGAAGUUGUCCCCCUUCUAGAACCAGAGAAGAAAAUCUUGUGGAAUUAUUAUUAUUUUGGCUUUUUUAAAGAAAUUGAAAUUUAAAAAAUGGGUGAAAUUGCCAUUUCCUUUUCAAAUGGUACAUUAUCUCAUUUGGAAAAGUUGGAGGCUUCUGCCCGCAAUGUAGUACUGAAACAAGAGAAAAUAAGGGAGCAUGAGGAGAAGAUAUUGAAGAUGAAAAUGAAGAUCCAGGACCUGAGAAGCCAAAGAGAUGAGUUAAAAACCAAACUAAAUGUUUGUCAAUCACGGUCCACUUCACGCAAGGAUGCUAUGAAAAAUAGUUUGCAAGUUUCUAAGGCGACAACGACAAACCAAGAGGCCAUCUUUGGGUGGAAGAUAGAGAAUGCCAAGGGUCUGCUAGAACUUUUUCGUCUGACAGGCCUAAGUGGAAAAUUGACAGAGAAAGGAGCCUCCUUUUGCAUCACCACUGCCUUUGAAGGAACUUACCUAGAUUCCUAUUAUUUAGACAUCCUUAUACAGCAACCACUCCGGAUUCAACACCAUUCAAUCCCAGUUUUCAUACCUCUGGAGCAAAUAGCUCAUGAGCAUUUGCAGAAAGAUAUCAAGUGCUUCCUGACUGUACUCUCAGAUCAUCUGAAUGCUUAUGCUAGGAGGAAAUUCCAGGUAGACCAAUUACAGGAACGUUUUGCUGUUUUUCUUGAAGGAUGCAUGAAAGGAAAUUCCUUGUACAAUCAGUUGGAAUUUAACUAUCGUAUCACAGAAGAUGGAAGUUUUCCAUUUACAGCAAAGAUCAUAUAUGGAAAUGCGACGAAUGCCCUCCCAACCAAGGUCAUUGUUGUAUGUAAAGCAAAAGAUGCACCAAAGUCUGUGGGCGAGAUGGCAGCAGCUCAUUUGCCUUUGUUCUAUGAGAAGCCUCUUCAAGAGGUCUUUAUUUCUAUCACAGCCUCAGAUGACAAUCUGAAUCAGUCUAUUGCAGCCGCAUCAUCUUCCUAUUCUGGUGCUCCCUCUGAGUUUGCUGCAUUGUAAAUUCCACUAAGAGAAGUUUAUGCAGAGCUUGGAUCAAUGGAAAAUCAAAACCACUGCACAUUUGAACUAAAAAGAGAAUGCAAUCAAAGUGAUCUAGCCAAGCAAGGCUGCAGUGAGAAUUCUACUACCUCCAGGCUUGAAUGUGCAAGAAGCCACGUGUUUGUGCAAAAGGCAGAGCUCUUCCUAUCCAAGCCUCCUUUCUACUGCCCUUUCU
Messenger RNA from Thamnophis elegans (Western terrestrial garter snake), 1497 nucleotides. RefSeq names its product centromere protein O (gene CENPO). The transcript has 8 exons. Gene Ontology annotation, cellular component: kinetochore; Mis6-Sim4 complex. Bases 345 to 1283 code for a protein of 312 amino acids. NCBI's taxonomy places the organism in Eukaryota, Metazoa, Chordata, Lepidosauria, Squamata, Natricidae. The record is from RefSeq and is a predicted model, not a curated record.